AUGGUAGAGGAAAGGAACGAAGAACACGAGUCAUCGAUAUAUCUCUCUAUCUAUAUCUUUCCACAUCUCUCUAUAUCUUUCCACAUCUAUCUAUCUAUAUCUUUCCACAUCUAUCUAUCUAUCUAUCUAUCUAUAUCUUUCCACAUCUAUCUAUCUAUCUAUCUAUAUCUUUCCACAUCUAUCUAUCUAUCUAUAUCUUUCCACAUCUAUCUAUCUUUCUAUCUAUAUCUUUCCACAUCUAUCUAUCUAUCUAUAUCUUUCCACAUCUAUCUAUCUUUCUUUCCAUAUCUUUCCACAUCUAUCUAUCUAUCUAUAUCUUUCCACAUCUAUCUAUCUUUCUUUCCAUAUCUAUCUAUCUAUCUAUCAAUAUCUAUCUAUCUAUCAAUAUCUAUCUAUCUUUCCAUAUCUAUCUAUCUAUCUUUCUUUCCAUAUCUAUCUGUCUAUCUUUCCAUAUCUAUCUAUCUAUCUAUCUUUCUUUCCAUAUCUAUCUGUCUAUCUUUCCAUAUCUAUCUAUCUAUCUAUCUUUCUUUCCAUAUCUAUCUGUCUAUCUUUCCAUAUCUAUCUGUCUAUCUUUCCAUAUCUAUCUAUCUAUCUAUCUUUCUUUCCAUAUCUAUCUAUCUAUCUAUCUUUCUUUCCAUAUCUAUCUAUCUAUCUUUCCAUAUCUAUCUGUCUAUCUUUCUAUCCAUGUCUAUCUCAUUCUAUUCAUCUCUCCUUUUAGCUGCCCAACAAGUAUAA
Messenger RNA from Acanthosepion pharaonis, 735 nucleotides. The record is from the annotation of a GenBank genome assembly. NCBI's taxonomy places the organism in Eukaryota, Metazoa, Mollusca, Cephalopoda, Sepiida, Sepiidae.